Messenger RNA from Botrytis cinerea B05.10, 3441 nucleotides. RefSeq lists its product as hypothetical. Gene Ontology annotation, cellular component: membrane. Gene Ontology annotation, molecular function: magnesium ion transmembrane transporter activity. NCBI's taxonomy places the organism in Eukaryota, Fungi, Ascomycota, Leotiomycetes, Helotiales, Sclerotiniaceae. The record is from RefSeq and is a predicted model, not a curated record. The transcript has a single exon. The coding region runs from base 906 to 3026 and encodes 706 amino acids. Gene Ontology annotation, biological process: magnesium ion transport.
GAUGUAGAUGUAUGCGCACUUUACCUUGAAGCCCGCUUAUUACUACACUAUGCUAGCCCAGCCCCUCGACUAAAAUGUCAAAGUAAUAAACUUCUCGAACGGCCCACCAGUCCAUAUGUCUUCAUCCACCAGUCCAUCAGUCCAUCAGUCCAUGGCCUUCUCCACCCAAUUCCAAGCCCAAACCCAAACCCAAACCCUCUCGACCCUCUCGACCCUCACUAUCUUCUAGAGUUUCGCAAGCUUUCGUUCUAGCUACAUUUCCGCUGGAAAGCCCACCAGGUGGUCGUAAUAUACGGAGUACAUUCAAUCCAAUCCACUUUUGUAUUUUCUUCCCUUUCAUGCUUCAUGCUUCAUGCUUCAUGCCGCACACUUCACAUAGAUUUUACAAUUUAUUCUUUUAAUUGAAGGGCUGAUUCAAUAUACAAUACACUCUUGUGUGGUUCAAGAAAAAGGACUCGAGGAACCAGAACACCCUGCUUGCUUUUACCUCGAGGAACUUGGAUCAACUUUGUCCCAAGAACAACAUCUUCGCACACUCACUCACACACACACAAUCUGGAGAAAACAAAACGAGACCAUACUAAUAAAUAACUUAUUUGCUGUUGUUGGCUUGACUCUCUGUCUACUUUAUCCCAAGAACAUCUUCCCGCUCGAAUUCACGCAAUCUCAACAAAUAACUACGAAAUAACUGCGAAAGCUGUCGGCGCGCACCAUUCCUCUACAUGAAAUCUCAACAAUAUCCACGAAACUUCUCUAAACCACUAAUUUCUCAAUUGUAAAGGAAUAUCCCUAUUCGAUCUACCUCCUCCAAUACCGAAUAAAUACAAGAAUCUCUAUUGAGCGACAUACAACAACCUCAAGUCUCCAUAUCCGUUCUAGGCGGAUUUCCCGCCGACUUACCCUCCAUGAUGGAUCAAGCCGGGCAUGCUCUCCUGGCUGCGAACCUCAUAUAUGCUAGAGCAAAUACGACAAAUGGCACAACCACUGCAGAUGCGGACACGGAAGUUCGACCACCUAUAUAUAAAGCAAUUGGAAUUUCAUUGGCGGUGGCUUCGGGAGUAUUCAUCGGAAUAUCUUUUGUUUUGAAGAAGAUUGGAUUAUUGAGAGCCAAUGAGAAAUACAAUGAAGAAGCAGGAGAAGGAUAUGCGUACCUUAAGAAUGCCUUGUGGUGGUCUGGUAUGACUCUCAUGAUUCUUGGAGAAAUUUGCAAUUUUGUUGCAUAUGCAUUUGUUGAUGCAAUUUUGGUCACUCCGCUUGGCGCACUCAGUGUCGUCAUUACCACUAUCCUGUCCGCAAUUUUCCUCAAGGAGCGACUGAGUAUGGUCGGAAAAGUUGGAUGUUUUCUCUGCAUUGUUGGAUCUGUGGUUAUUGUCAUGAAUGCGCCAGCGGAAGCUUCGGCAGCGACCAUUCAAGAAAUGCAACAUUUUGUGAUUGCUCCAGGGUUUCUAAGUUACGCCGGCGUCAUCAUCAUUGGAUGUACCUUUCUUGGAUUUUGGGCUGGGCCACGAUACGGAAAGAAAUCCAUGCUUGUGUAUUUGUCAAUCUGCAGUUUGAUUGGAGGACUUAGUGUUGUUGCGACACAAGGUUUGGGAGCUGCAAUUGUUACUCAAAUUGGUGGUACAAAACAGUACAAUCAGUGGUUCUUAUACGUUUUAUUCGUCUUCGUCGUCUGCACGCUUUUAACGGAGAUCAUAUAUUUAAACAAAGCACUUAACAUUUACAAUGCGGCAUUGGUAACUCCUACAUAUUAUGUUAUGUUUACGAGUUCUACCAUUGUUACUUCAGCCAUUUUAUUUAGAGGAUUCAAAGGAACUCCAACCUCUAUAAUUACGGUCGUCAUGGGUUUCCUGGUUAUUUGUUCUGGGGUCGUCCUUCUUCAACUAUCGAAAUCAGCCAAAGAUGUUCCAGAUGCUGCUAUUUUCGCUGGUGACCUCGACCAAAUGCGCAUUAUUGCCGAACAAGAGCAACCAGAAACGGAGCCAAAGGCAGAUGCCAUUAGAGGAACAGCUGCCAUUGUGAGAAAAUUCUCUUCAGCUAGACACAAGAUGGAAAUGGAGGAAGCCAAGCGACUUCAUGAAGAGUCUCACUUGCAGCCACUUGGUGAAGAUGAAAUUGUUGAAUGGGAUGGUCUCCGAAGACGUAGAACUACGAUUGGUUCGAACUACAGCGCGAGUAUGAGAUCUCGUGCUAAUUCAUCUGUUCCUCCUUUACCCGAAAACAUGCAACAUCCAACUCACAGAGCAACUCUUCCUAGAACACCUAUUGCUCACCCACCUCUCGGUAUGUCUCAUUUCCCGGAUCCAGAAGAAGACCGCGACGAAGAAGAUCGCCCCGGUACUGGUCUUAGUUCUUCCAUCUUUGGCACUAUUCGCAACCGUGUAGCUCGUGGAAAAUCUCUGUCUUCGGGCACAAAUCCUGUUGUCAACCUACAAAGUCCUACCCGCCCCGUUCCCUUGACCGACAUUCGUACCUACAGAGGUGGUGAUGGCAAUAUUUACAAAAGCGAGAAUAGCGAUGAAGCUUACUAUAUUCAUGAUGAUAACACUUCGGGUUUACCACCCGCUUUACGCGAUCAGAAGACUGAGUACACUGGUUCGGGAGGUAGACAUAUUACUAUUGCAGAAGAUCUAGUCCGUCCGAUCUCCAGAGCCAGUAAUCUAGUUCCACCUACACCCCCACCUCACUCUGCCAAGAGACAAUUUUCAUUCCAGAAUGUUUUCAGAAAGGGUGGAGGACCACAACAUGCUGACGGACCUCCACAAGAAGUCCGUUCACCUGAUAGAAAACGUAUGGGUUCUCGACAUGGAAGUGACGAGAUUGUUAAGGGUGCAACUGAAGAAGAAAGAUUAGGACUCGUCAAAGGCGAUACUAGAACACAAAGUCCAUCUGGUACAUCUAGUGCUCCAUCAUUCGAAGAAGAAGAAGAAGAAUUAGAACCGUGGAGUUCUGAAAUCAAGGGAUAUAGAAGAAAUCGUUCUCCUCCCCGAAGAGAUCCUGCGUUGGGAGAGAAAGGUUCGUUUCUCUAGGGAAUACAAAGAUGGAAAUAUGGGAUAUGAUGGAAUGAUAUGAAUCAUGUGGAGUUUUGGCGUUUGCGAAUACCUAAGAAAGUUUUUCUUCCUGGCAUUAUUAUUUGAUUGGUUGACUGGAUGGGCGGGUGGAUUAUUAUUACUGCAAGUGUAUAAUCACAAGCUUUGUAUAUUGAAGAAAAAUGAAGUGGGACUUGCCUAGAAGGCAAUUUGGAUUAUGGAAGGAGGAUAGAAGAUAAAUGGAAUUAUUCGAGGAAUUGACUUGGUGAUGGAAGAAGGACCUAAGAUACCUACCUAGAAACUAUUAUGGACUUGGUUGCAAUCGUACCUAGGGACCUCUUCUUACCUAUGACUGAUAUCUAUCUAUUCAUUGACGUACCUAUGAUGUGAUGGAAUUCUUUGAAUUAUAUGUACA